AGUUUUUGGUUGCCUCUCAGGUUCCAUUGCAAUGGAGGUGCAGAGGAGGUCUCUUUGAAUCUUGCAGUUAAUAUUUUUGCUAAAAUGGAAAAUAUCACAUCUUUGAGUCUAGGAGUAAAGGGAAAUGAGUUUCUGGACGCAACAAUGGCUGCAAUGAAGCAAGCUGUGGCAGGCUGUUCAGUGGAAAGCCAGGAAAAGGUUCUUCGGAAAGCUUUUGAUAUGAUGGCAACAUGCUCCUUAUUCCUAUCCAAGGAUUUGAUUCUAGGAACCAAUCGCUUUAACAAGAAAAGUCAACUUGGUCAGACUUUUGAUGGUUUGUCUUGUCGAGACGAAUGGAUUACUUCACUCUUCGCAUCAGUUGUAAUUGCGUUGCGUCCUCAAACUCGGAUACCAAAUAUAAGACUGUUAUUACAGUUGUUGACAACGACUCUCCUUGAAGGUCAUUUACCGUCAGCUCAGGCCCUGGGGUCUUUGGUUAACAAACUUCCUGUAAAUAUAUCAGAAGACUGUAGUCUCGAAGAAGUUAUUGAUACGUUAUUCAAGAAUGAGAUGUGGUGCAACAUUAUUAUUGGGAAAGAAGGCAAUGAUGGUGGUGCUGUUAAUAUGGGUAACCCGAGAAUAAGCAGUAUGAAUAGUCAUGCAGUUAUUGGAUUAGCAUGGAUAGGGAAAGGUUUGCUUAUGCGGGGUCAUGAGAAGCUAAAAGAUGUGACUAUGACUUUCUUGAGUGAGUUAGUUUCAAGUGGACAUAAUGGAAAUUUGCUGCCUUUUAAGGAUCAAAUGAAAGAUGGCGCAGAGCAUGAAGUGCUUUGUCUCAGAAAAUCAGCUGCGGAUGCAUUUCAUAUUCUUAUGAGCGACUCUGAUGCUUGUUUGAACAGGAAUUAUCAUGCAAUCGUUCGCCCACUCUAUAAGCAACGGUUUUUCAACAUUAUGUUGCCUAUGUUCUUAUCUGCAAUAGUAAAAUGUGACUCAUCCACUACACGGUGUUUUCUCUAUCAAGCUUUCGCACACCUGAUAUCAGAAACUCCUCUUGCUGCUAUUGUUGGUGAUGCCAAAAAGGUCCUUCCUGUAAUUUUAGAUUGCUUUCUUAUGUUAAGCAAGGAUGUCUCUCAUAAGGAGAUAAUUUACAGUGUCAUAAUAGUUCUCUCUGGAAUAAUAACAGAUAAAAAUGGACAAGAAGCUAUUAUAGAAAAUGCGCCCACAGUUAUCUGCCGACUUACUGAGCUCACAUCCUAUCCCCAUAUGAUGGUGAUUCGAGAGACUGCAAUUCAGUGCCUUGCUGCCAUGUCAGAGUUGCCGCAUGCAAGGAUAUACCCCAUGAGAACACAGGUGUUGCAAGCAUUAUCCAAAGCUCUUGAUGAUACAAAAAGGGUCGUUCGUCAAGAGGCAGUGAAAUGUCGGCAAGCUUGGGCUUCAAUUACAUCAAGGAGUUUGCACUUCUGAAAGCACGCAGAAGACUUCCUUGAAAACCCGGUUGGGAUCGUAUACUACAUUCAUUGCAUCCUUGCAGAUGGUACACCCUCUUGCUUCUGCUUGUAUAGCAGCUUACUUAUAGGACCACAGUCUUGAUGUAAUAACCGGGGNA
Nicotiana tabacum (common tobacco) is the source of this 1582-nucleotide messenger RNA. NCBI's taxonomy places the organism in Eukaryota, Viridiplantae, Streptophyta, Magnoliopsida, Solanales, Solanaceae. The record is from RefSeq and is a predicted model, not a curated record.